UUAUCAAUGGCAACGUAGAAUGUUAUUAAAUAUAGCCUAUGGCAGUAUUCGUAAUAAUGAAAAUCGGUGUAAUAGGAGCCGGGGCGGCGGGACUCGCUUCAAUUAAACGAUGUUUAGAACAGGGACACCAAUGCCUAGCUUUUGAACAAACUGACAAAAUUGGAGGAACAUGGAACUAUACCGACAAUACGGAUAUUGACGACAAUGGCUUGCCGGUACAUUCUUCUAUGUACCAAGGGUUAAGAACAAAUUUACCAAAAGAAGUUAUGGAGUAUCCAGACUUUCCUUAUGAAGAAAUGGACAGAUCGUACAUUGAGCACAAUAACGUUUUGGACUACAUGCAUAAGUUUGCUGCCAAGUAUAACCUGAUCCCACACAUCAAGUUCCUAAGGCAAAUCAUUGAAAUCAUUCCUCUCCCAAAUGAUAAAUGGUCCUUAAAAGAACGCAACCUUAAAACGAACGGGAUAACUGAGCAUAAUUUGGAUGCCGUUAUGAUCUGUGUAGGUAAUUAUUCAGUUCCAAAUCUACCAAAUAUUCCCGGCUCAGAAACAUUAGGAACUAGGGUGAUACAUAGUCAUUACUAUAGGAAAAGUGAUCCUUAUAAAGGAAAGAAAGUAUUGGUAAUCGGAGCUGGUCCUUCGGGAGUUGACAUUGCUAGCAUAUUAACAGCUGUGGCUAAGGAGGUAUAUAUUAGCCACGGAGAACAUAAGUUUGGUAAAACAGGACAUGAAGUAGUAGACAAACCCUUAGUAGAAAGUUUUAAGGGUAAUGUGGCAGUCUUUAAAGAUGGCUCUGAAAUAGAAUUUGACAAUGUUAUUUUUUGUACGGGUUAUCAGUAUAGUUAUCCAUUUUUAAAUGCAGAAUGUGGUAUCAUUGUGGAAGAUAAUUGGAUAAAAUAUCUCUAUAAACACAUAGUCAAUAUUGAGCAUCCUACUAUGGCAUUUAUUGGUGUAAUUUUUAAAAUUUGCCCACUUCCUAUGUUUGACAUUCAAAUACGGUUCUUCUUAGAAUUCAUCAAAGAUCCUCACAGAUUUUCAAAAAAGGAAAUGCUGACUGAUAUUUUAGAAUCUUUUAAUAAAAAAGGAGUGCCUAAUCGCUUAUGUCACAUGAUUGGAAACCACUGUCAACGCAGUUAUGCCGAAGAUUUAGCAAGAACCGUACAAAUAAAGCCACUGAGGCCUGUUAUUCAUAACUUGUUUGAAUAUCUUUUUAAUAAUAAAAAUGUUAAGAAAAAGUAUAAAAUUAUAAAUGAUGAGGAGUUUAAUGAAUCAAAUGUAGUGUAAACAUGCAAAAAAUAUAUUUUUUCUACUACCGUGCGUAAAGUACACACUUCGUAGGGCGUAAAGAGACUUUUUUAGGUCGUUUAAAGUCGUUUAAGUGUGUAAAGUAGUUUGGUAUUUUUCAUUUUUUUAAAUAUUUUCGGUAGUAGAAAAAAUUUUAUAUGUUACACGUGUGUAAAAUACCCUUUUUUUAUACAUAAAAAAAGGAUCAUUAUACACACUUGUGACAUAAAUAACUAUUAUAAUUAUUGAACCUAUAAACCUGGUAAACAUUAAUAUUGAAUAUUAAUAAAUAAUGUGUAUAAUUAUAUAAAUAACAUCGACUAUUGGUGAUAUUGUUAUCUACAUAUAUCAUUAUAACUUUUGUGUUAUAUACCUUAAGGAAAAAUUUUACCAAUAUUGUAAAAUAAAUAUUUUUAUUUUUAAUCAUCA
Anthonomus grandis grandis is the source of this 1712-nucleotide messenger RNA. RefSeq lists its product as uncharacterized. NCBI's taxonomy places the organism in Eukaryota, Metazoa, Arthropoda, Insecta, Coleoptera, Curculionidae. Bases 39 to 1283 code for a protein of 414 amino acids. The transcript is spliced from 7 exons. Gene Ontology annotation, molecular function: NADP binding; flavin adenine dinucleotide binding; N,N-dimethylaniline monooxygenase activity. The record is from RefSeq and is a predicted model, not a curated record.